AUGGAAGGAGGAGCUGCUACCGACGUCCUUCAAGUUCUAGUUCAAAACCUCAUCGACCUCUCCAAGAAAGAGAUCUCUCAGAUCCGAGGUCUCGACAAAGAUGCAGCAAAGCUAGCUGGGAGUCUCGACAUGAUCAAAAAUUUCCUGAACGAUGCCGAGACGCGUAACAUCACCAACGAAGCUGUCAAGUGCUGGCUGAAGAAGCUUGAAAACGAGGCGUUCGAUGCUGACAAUGUUUUGGAUGAGCUCAACUAUCAUAUUCUCUCCAAAAAAAUUAAGGCCUCCAAACCCAUGAAGGCGAAGGUACUAUCACGCUUCUCAUCACCCUUCAAUUCCAUUGCGCGUCCAAGAAAAAUGGCUGUUAGAAUCCAAGAAAUCAAUGAGAAUUUGGAGUCCAUUAAGAAAGAGGCCACCGAUCUUGGCCUCGUAGCAAGGCUUGCCAUUGAGCCCACUUUGGUUGACGCUGCUAUUUUUGAAACUGAUUCAUUCACUCUUGAUCCUAUUUUCAUUGGAAGAGAUGAUAUUGCAUCAGAAAUAGUUGGGAUGCUUACCAAUAGCAUCACAACUGAUGAUGGAUCAGUUUCAAUCCUUGCCAUUGUCGGGAUGGGAGGAUUGGGAAAGACAACAUUGACUAGGAAAGUCUUCAAUUGUCUAAAGAAUGAGACUCGGUUUGGAUUACAUAUUUGGGUGCAUGUUUCUCCAAAUUUUGAUCCAAUCAUUCUUUUCAAGAAAAUUCUCAAAGAGGUUUCCCAACAAAACAAACAGUUGCCUUCUAAUCAAGUUGAAAGUUCUAGUAAACAGGAUAUUCUUUCAAAGCCUGAUCAAGUUGAAAUUGAGAGUAAGCAAGACAUUCUUUCAGAGCUUCAAAAGGCUUUGAAAGAUAAGACUUAUCUUCUUAUUCUUGAUGAUGUAUGGAAUCAAGAUGUUUCAAAAUGGGAAGGUUUUAUGAAUUCCUUGUUGGGAGUUAGUGGUUGUGUCAAGGGAAAUGCCAUCAUUGUUACCACCAGAAAUAUGGAGGUGGCUUCAAUUGUAAAUACAAUUCAUAUACAUGAGUUGAAAGGCUUAUCGGAGGAAGAGUGUUGGUCAAUAAUCAGAGCAAAAGCCUUUGGAAAAAAAGAUGUUCCAUCAGAAUUUGAGGCCAUUGGGAGAAAGAUUGCAAGAAGGUGUCAAGGUUUGCCAUUAGCUGCCAACAUAGUUGGGGGAGUGCUGCACGAUAAAUCUGAGGAUAAAUGGCGUUCAAUCGAGGAGAAAUGGCUUUCACCAAAAGAAGGCGGAGAUAAUAUCACAAAAAUAUUAAGAUUGAGCUUUGAUAAUUUGUCUCCGCCAUUCCUUAAGAAGUGCUUCGCAUACUGUGCGAUGUUUCCUAAAGGCUCUGAAAUCAUGAAACAAGAAUUGAUUGAGAAGAUUUUCAAUUACAAAGGCAAAAGAUUUCCAUUAUGGACUGAGAAGAUGUCAGUUCGAGAUGCGCUUCAAGGCUCUUGGGUCCUACUUAACAACUUAAUGUCAUUAAGACUCUGGUACUGCAGAAAAUCUGAAGAGAUCCCAAUGUUGGGGCACUUGCCCAAUCUAAAGUCCCUUGGGCUGAUAGGAUUGAGAAAUUUGAAGUGUAUAAAUUCAUCAUUCUACGGAAUGGUGAACAAGGACACACGCAUUGUUUUUCCAGCUCUCGAGAGGUUGGAAUUGAAAGACAUGCCUAAGCUGGAAGAGUGGGCAGAAAUAGAAAUUUCGGAUGGAAGUGAAGUGAAGCUAUUUCCUCGCCUCCGAUAUUUGGAAAUUAAGUGGUGUGAGCAAUUGAUGAGUGUUCCAAGUCAUGUCUCGUCAUCAUGCCUUGAAAGUCUGACGAUUGGGAAGAUCGGUGUGGAAUGUCUGCCAGCUGAUUGGUUAUUGAGUAACAGCGAGACUCUCUCUUAUUUGCGAAUAGAGGGCUGCCUGAAUUUGAGAGAAAUAUCAGAUAGGUGUGGAGAAGAAGAAUCAGAAGGAAGAAGCUUCCCAAUCACAUCCCUCCCUAAUUUCCCUCGUCUAACAACUUUGACAAUUGAAGACGUUCCUGAGUUAAGUUUGGAGACUGUGAAUGCAAUGCGGCGCCUCCAAAUAGAUGGCUACAAACACAUUGACCCGUGA
This is a messenger RNA of Salvia miltiorrhiza (redroot sage), 2121 nucleotides long. Its product is annotated as putative disease resistance protein RGA3. Bases 1 to 2121 code for a protein of 706 amino acids. Lineage: Eukaryota; Viridiplantae; Streptophyta; Magnoliopsida; Lamiales; Lamiaceae. The transcript has a single exon. Gene Ontology annotation, molecular function: ADP binding. The record is from RefSeq and is a predicted model, not a curated record. Gene Ontology annotation, biological process: defense response to other organism.